This is a messenger RNA of Malassezia restricta, 1479 nucleotides long. RefSeq names its product U4/U6.U5 tri-snRNP-associated protein 2. The transcript has a single exon. Bases 1 to 1479 code for a protein of 492 amino acids. The record is from RefSeq and is a predicted model, not a curated record. Gene Ontology annotation, biological process: spliceosomal complex assembly; protein deubiquitination; mRNA processing. NCBI's taxonomy places the organism in Eukaryota, Fungi, Basidiomycota, Malasseziomycetes, Malasseziales, Malasseziaceae. Gene Ontology annotation, molecular function: zinc ion binding; cysteine-type deubiquitinase activity.
AUGGCGUCCGACCAGAGUGCCGCCGCUCCAGAGGCUGGCCAAAAGCGGCCCCGUACUCCGGAGGAAGAGAUAAAAGGGGCCGAAUACUGGGAAGAACAAGCAUCCAAGGUGGCGCGAAAGGCUUGUGUGCGACGUGACCUAUACUUGGACACGAUCCAUCGUGAUCGUUUAGAUUUUGACGUGGAGCGCGUGUGCAGCGUCUCACUUUCGCGCACCAACGUGUAUGCCUGCCUGGUUUGUGGCAAAUACUUUCAAGGUCGAGGGCCCAAGACCCAUGCCUACUUUCACUCGAUUGAUGAAUCUCAUCAUGUGUUUAUGCACCUCGAUACGACGCGGGUCUACGUAUUGCCGGACAAUUACGCGGUCGAUGACCCGUCGCUCGCUGAUAUCCAGUAUCAAUUUGAGCUCACCUUCUCGGAUGAGCAGCUAGCGCAGCUUGAUGCACCUGAGCAACUGUCGCGCGACUUGCAUGCGCGCACAUACGUUCCCGGGUUUCUGGGCCUGAAUAAUACGGCGCAUCACGAGGCCAUCAAUGUGGUACUGCAGGCCUUGUCUCACGUGGCACCACUUCGCGACUUUUUUCUUCGUCGAAGGCCCGGAAGUGAUGGCACGGAGCUUUUGAGACGGUUUGGCACACUUGUUCGCCGAUUGUGGAAUCCACGUGCGUUCAAGCGCCAAGUCUCACCGCACGAGUUUCUGCAGCAGGUGUCACAAGCGAGUCACGGGCGCUUUACGGCCUCGGAAGCCUGUGAUCCUGUCGAUUUCCUUGGAUGGCUCCUAAAUCAGCUGCAUCGUGACUUGGUGGGCGGCAGUGCCUCGAUGGCACGAAAAACGUCGUCGAUCAUCACUGACAGCUUCCAAGGCGCCAUGCGUCUUGAAACUCAGAAUGUGGCUGUCCGGACAGGGCUGGAAGAGGAUGCAUCGUCCGCUGUUCGUGUCGACAGGGCUGUGCGCGUCGACGAGGUCCCUUUCCUUUUCUUGGCGAUGGAUUUGCCGCCGCUACCGGUGUUUCCAGAUGGGUCCGACAACAUGAUGCCUCAGGUGCCUCUCGCCCACUUGCUUGCCAAGUAUGAUGGCAAGACCAACCAAGAUGUACAUGGCGCUAUCCGCCGUCACAAAAUCAAGCACCUUCCUCCGUAUCUCAUUCUUCACUUUCGGCGGUUCACACGAAAUCGAUUUGUCGAUGAGCGCAAUACGACGGUCGUGCACUUCUCGCCCAUGGGGCUGGAUGUGAAGGCGCUGGUGGAUGCACCGGAUCCACAGCUCGGUACUACGUACAAGCUGAUGGCUAAUAUAACGCACGAGGCGACAGCAGGCACGGUCCGUGACCAGAGUACAUGGAGUGCGCAGCUGCAUACCCGACAUGUGCCGCCGCAGUGGUUCCAGAUGCACGACGACCUCGUGGAGCGAGUCGAUCCGCACAUGCUGUUUUUGGGCGAGUCCUACCUCCAAAUUUGGGAGCGUGUAGCACCGACCUAA